Lacerta agilis (Sand lizard) is the source of this 1220-nucleotide messenger RNA. RefSeq names its product ankyrin repeat domain 39 (gene ANKRD39). Lineage: Eukaryota; Metazoa; Chordata; Lepidosauria; Squamata; Lacertidae. The record is from RefSeq and is a predicted model, not a curated record. Gene Ontology annotation, molecular function: protein binding. The transcript is spliced from 5 exons. Bases 143 to 712 code for a protein of 189 amino acids.
CAGGCAUUAUUAUUAUUAUUAUUAUUAUUUAUUAAAAUUUAAAUGCAACACAUAAGAAGUUCUUAAAAAGAAAACCAGAAGUGUAAAGAGAAAAAAGGACCUACAGCUGCUUCCUAAAAUAAUAACCUCAAAGGGGCUAACAAUGGCAUUGUCACCUGGACACCCCAAGGAUGGCUCCUGUUGCUCCCAUCAUGUGGCCGUGCCAAGUGUUCACCAGACUCUGGAGGAGAUGGAUUUUGAGAGAGGGAUUUGGUGUGCUGCUCUGAAUGGAGACCUUGACAAGGUUAAAAAACAGAUCCUAAACCACAGUAAUCCCAGCGAGCCAGAUCCCUUUGGAUACACAGCUUUGCACUACGCCAGCCGCAAUGGCCAUUAUGAUGUCUGCCGAUUCCUCCUGGAGAGCGGAGCUGCCUGCAAUGCUCAGACCCAUGGCGGGGCCACCCCUCUCCACCGAGCCUCUUACUGUGGGCACACGGAGGUGGCUGAGCUCCUGCUGACCUACGGGGCUGAUCCAGCAGCCACCGAUGAUGAUGGGAGGACCUGCUUGCACAAGGCGGCCGAGAAUGGACACGGAGACCUCUGCCUCCUCUUCCUGGAGCGCAACUCUGACCUGAGACGCCUGCAGGACAAGAGCCUGCGCCGUGCCUGCGAUUUGGUUCCUGACAAGAAUGAGGACUUGAGGAAGCUUCUGGAGCAGGGAGCUGAUUGUUGAGGAGAUGAAGCGUUCUCUUAAGCAAACACUCCCACCGUCCUGCUAAAGUCCUUUGGUAUUACAAAGGCGUGUGUGAACCAAGCCCACUUUUGACCUGUAUCUGUGUAGGAGGUGUAAGCAGUCUCACAGUUCUAAUUGCUCCUCUUCAAGGCCUGGCCUAGAUUUCGGAGCCACUAAAGUAAGAGGGGGCCAUGGCUGUGACUUUGGGUAAGGCUGGGAUUAUUGUGGGGUCCCUGUGGUUGCUGAAAGAGAGUUUGUGGGUUAUGAGAGGGCUACUCCCACCCCUAAAAGCAGCUGGAUCUUGGGAAAGGCCAUUGCUCAGGUGUUAGGCAUGUGGGCUUCCUCAAUCAAGCUCCUUCAAUCUGCUUCCAGCAUCUGUCCCUGGAUUUGGGGCUCUAGGAAAAGAGUUGGCAGCCUUUACCCUAAGACACAGUUUGGAGCUGUCAACACUCUGGGGUGCUUCCUUCCCCUGUUAACCUUGUAGCCCCAUUAAUAUGAUAAACUGCAG